Molecule: messenger RNA, 1837 nt
Organism: Dinoponera quadriceps
Lineage: Eukaryota; Metazoa; Arthropoda; Insecta; Hymenoptera; Formicidae
Exons: 3
Coding region: 893-1273 (126 amino acids)
Source: RefSeq, a predicted model, not a curated record
GCCUCCUAUUUGAUACAAAAAUAAUGGAUUACUUUUUACUAGACCUUAUAUAAUAAUGGCAUGGUCGGUCCGGAGACGAUUUGGACGCUCGGCUACAAGGAUCAUAUAUGUAAUACUAAUAUAUUGCCAAGGUGAGAGAAAAGUCCUGUUUCGGAACUACGGUGCAGAAAUAUGUAUUUUCCUCUCUUUCUGAGUGUAUUGUGAAGAUAAUGCGCGUGCGUCGGAUUGAUCGUCUCCGUGAAUAUAAAAAUAAAAUAUAUUUUAGCACAUGUGAGAUAAAGACUACUGAUAUGACAACAGGAACAAGUUACAUUUAUCAGAUGCUACAGCCAUGAGCACCCGGAAAUGUUUAUGUAAGAAAAGGGCUAAUGCGACUGAAAAUAUUAGUUUACACAGAUAAAGAACUAGUUAUGUGAAACGAUUAAUAUUUACUGUGACUUGUUAAUGACUUGCUGUUGUCUAAAUUUGUUCAAGUGGAAUUUCAUUUUUCUAAGUACAAAUAAUAAAAUUUGGUUGUUAUUUUUAUAUUUUUAAGAGAACGACAAUUUCGUUUAAAAUGGAUGAAUGCUUGUAACUUAUUCGAAGAUGAUGACGUCUCAAAGGUGUACAUUUGUUCAAGGCACUUCAAGGAUGAGAAUAUGAGAAAAAAAAUAGUACUGGGGGAGUAUACUGACUACUUCCAGAAGUAGUUCUUUGAAUAUCAGUGAUAAAUGCCCAAGAAAUGGUGCACAUCAGCGGCGAAGAUGUCCAAUGUCAGAACUUAUUCAUCGGAGAUUUGAAAAAUGUAUCACCUGAGAGAAAAAUAAUCAGUGAUGAUAUGAACAAUGAACUACAAUUGUAAAUCUAUCUUCAAGUUGUACACGUUACUACAGUCAACAAAAAAAAUUGACAAAUGGACUUAAGCCACUUUCAAAAUAAAUGGCUUAUAUUAUAUGUAUCAUCAGAAGAAAAUAGGAACAACAAUGAAGCUCUUGAUGAUGAUACUGGAGGUUUCGAAGAAGAUUAUGUAUGCAUCCCAAAAAAACGCAGAGUUACAGAACCACGCUUUAUUUCUAAAAUUUGUGUUCCUGACGUCGUAACUCCGAGGAGAGUUAAACGGGUAAUUGCACUUGAAAAGCGAAACGAACGGAAAGAAAGGAAAAAAAUUAACACACUCCAUUGCCAAAAGCGGGACUUGCUGAAGCGUAUCACUUGUCUACAAGAUAUGGUGAAGCAUUUACAACAAGGAUUAAUGUCUGAAAAUACUGGAGAAAGUGUAAUGAUAAAAUAUUAGGCAUAGUUAAUAAGAGUUGGGCACCUUCAGUUACACUGGAAUAAGUAAUUUAGGAUUCAUCAAUUAUAUGCGUUUAUUUAAAUAUGAUUAAGGAUGCCAACCUGAAUAAAAUAGCUUUUAAGAACUUUCUUUCGUCGCAACACAGUCAAAUGAAGAUAAAGAUAAAAAAUUAUUCAAAGAAUCUUAAACAAUAUAAUUAAUAUUGAUCAAGUUGAACUUCAUACAAACAUGUUCUUUUAUUGUAAAAAGAAAUAAUAAUUGAAAAUUUCAGUUGAAAAUAAUCAGUUGUUAUUAACACAUUCCCAAAAGAUAUAAUCUUGAAAUUAAAAAGUUUUAUUUAUUACUGGAAUUAAAGCUUUAUUUAAAGCCUUAUUUUACAAAGGUCUAUAGAUGGUCCGAUAUCUUUGUUCCUUACAUAAUUUACUUCGUUAUAUAUUCUAUACAAUUUUUUUUUAUUCCAAGAUUAUGUCAAAUAAACAUAAAUGAAAUUAAAAAAAAAUAGUAAAGGAACAUUGUUUUAUCAAAAUACAACUUCAUCAACAUUAAUAAUAUUGUUUAACAUUG